AUGAAUCCCUACGACGGGAUCCCUAACACCAGGCCGUCGGCCGCCGACUCAGCCGAGAAACUUUAUAGCUCCAUCAGCAAGGCAUUUCCUGGCGUCGUAACCGAUUUCGAGGCCAAAUGGAAGGCUUGGCAGACCACAUGGUUCCCCACCAACAGCCCUUCAUUCAGCGCCUCGGACUGUUGCCAGGUGCCUGAGUUUGAUAAUCUUGUGGCGCUUGGGCCAAAGAUCGUCCCACUCGUCGUAUACAAGCUGGCGAGCACUUCCGAGAACUUUAUAGCUGUCAAUCUAUAUAACGAACUCGAGAAGGAUAAGGACUACCUAGUAGACCCCAACGACGUCCUCAACUAUAACGUCCUACAGCGCCAGGCUAAUCUGAUCGUCGAUAUAAACUACGAGCGUAAUAAGCUCGUCCAGGCCCGCAUUGAGGCCUGGGAGGCACACUGCACGCAGAGCCACGUCCAUAGCAACUCGGGUAUGUAUACCGAAUGCGACGACUAUGCCAGACUGCUCGAGCUCGGCGGCAGCAUCAUCGCCCACCUCAUGCUCGCGUACGCCAAGGACCCCUCGGGCUUCUGGUUCGAGCUCCUGCACGAGACGGUGCACGGCCUUGGAAAGAAGACGGGCCUGCGGACCAUCGAUUUCAAGGAGCAGUAUGCCGCGUGGAAUGAGUGGUUCCAGAAAGGGGAACACGACGAGGCACCCUGGUGGAGCAACGGUAUUCGGGCCGUCGCUGAGUAG
Messenger RNA from Phialemonium atrogriseum, 738 nucleotides. RefSeq lists its product as uncharacterized. Bases 1 to 738 code for a protein of 245 amino acids. The transcript is spliced from 3 exons. The record is from RefSeq and is a predicted model, not a curated record. NCBI's taxonomy places the organism in Eukaryota, Fungi, Ascomycota, Sordariomycetes, Cephalothecales, Cephalothecaceae.